AGUGAGAGAGAGAGAGAGAGUAGGCAGAUAUAGAAAGAGGAGUUGGUACCAAAUACUCCCAUUUUGCUGCUCAUUUCAAAACCUAAUUCUCAAAACCCCCUUUUUCUUUCCCCAUUUCCUCUCGCAAGCGAGAGAAAUUUUAAGAGAAAGAGGGGACCUUUUCCUUUUGUUUCGUAUUUAUGAUUUUAUUCGAUUUCUAGGGUUUUGAGCUAGAUCUGCAGUCUUCAAGCUCGACUCAGCUAAAGGCAAUGGAGGAUUCUUCAAGUGAUGGGAGUCGAUUUCGGAGAAUACCUCGUCAACUGUGGACUUCUAAUCUGGAGCUCGAUUCUGUGAUAAAUGAAAAUUUGGAGCAGUGGCCGCAUCUAAAUGAGGUGGUACAGUGCUAUAAAGCUGAUUGGGUGAAGGACGAGAAUAAGUAUGGGCACUAUGAAAGUGUUGCGCCUUUGUCAUUACAGAAUCAAGUUUUUGAAGGGCCUGACACGGACAUAGAAACAGAAAUGCAUCUUGCCAAUGCAAGGCAGUCCAAAACUGAAGAGGCAACUGAUGAUGACGGUCCCAGCACCUCAGGAAGACAGAUAAAUGAGCAUUUUGGCCAAUCUCCACUGCCAGCAUAUGAACCUACAUUUGACUGGGAAAAUGAAAGAUCGAUGUUUUUUGGACAAAGGAUCUCUGAAGCUCUUCCAGCUCAACAUUGCAGCGGAUUGAAGAUUACUGUGAAGGUACUAUCCUUGUCUUUCCAGGCUGGAUUAACUGAGCCCUUCUCUGGUACAAUUUGCCUAUAUAACAGGGAGAGAAGAGAAAAAAUGUCAGAGGACUUCUAUUUUCAUGUUCUGCCAACAGAGUUACAGGAUGCUAGCAUUUCUUCAGAACGUAGGGGAGUUUUCUCUUUAGAUGCUCCUUCAGCAUCUGUUUGCCUCCUCAUUCAGCUAGAGAAGCCUGCUACAGAAGAAGGGGGUGUUACUUCAUCCGUUUAUUCACGAAAGGAACCUGUUCAUUUGACAGAGAGAGAAAAGCAGAAACUGCAGGUAUGGUCUCGAAUCAUGCCAUACAAGGAGUCAUUUGCUUGGGCUAUUGUUCCACUCUUUGAGAACAACAAUCCCAUGGCGUCAGGUGGUUCUGCUUCCCCUAGCAGUCCUCUUGCUCCCAGCAUAUCUGGCUCAAGCUCCCAAGACAGUGUUGUGGAAUCUGUUAUGAAAAAUACUUUAGAUGGCAAGUUGGCUCAGUAUUCAAGUGGAAGUUCAGUUAUUGUUGAGAUAUCAAACUUGAAUAAAGUCAAAGAAAGCUACACAGAGGACUCACUUCAGGACCCUAAAAGGAAGGUACACAAGCCUGUGAAAGGUGUACUCAGAUUGGAAGUUGAAAAGCUUCAUAUGACUAAUGUGGAUGCUGAUAACCUUUCUGAAAGUGGAAGUCUAACAAAUGAACCAAAUGAUGCUGCUGGCCGUUUUGCGGAGCCUUCUUCCGCAAAGUAUCUUGGUAAUGGUUCUGAUGGAUUACGGACCGGUAACUUGAAGUUUAAUGCCAGCGAUAAAAAGGAAUCACACAGAAAUGUUCCAAAUAUGAUACCAGGAAGUUGUCUCGACAGCAAUAGUGAUGAAGUAUUCCAAGCUUUUGAUUUUCGCAUGAUGACUAGAAACGAACCAUUUCCGCAACUUUUACAUUGUCUUUAUCUAUAUCCCCUGACCGUCAGUUUGAGCCGCAAAAGGAAUUUAUUCAUUAGGGUGGAAAUGAGGAAGGAUGACUCUGAUAUUCGUAAACAGCCAGUAGAGGCCAUGUGUCCAAGAAAUCCUGGCGGCGGUCUCCAAAAAUGGGCGCACACACAAGUUGCUGUGGGUGCUAGGCUGGCCUGCUACCAUGAUGAGAUUAAAAUUUCUCUUCCUGCUCUUUUGACACCUCAACAUCAUCUUUUAUUCACAUUAUUCCAUGUUGAUCUCCAAACAAAGCUAGAAGCUCCCAAGCCUGUAAUUAUAGGAUAUGCUGCCCUCCCCUUGUCCAGCCAUAUUCAGCUGCAGGCUGACAUUUCUUUACCAAUUCUAAGAGAGCUAGUUCCACAUUAUCUGCAAGAUGGAGGGAAGGAGAGAGUGGAUUAUCUAGAGGAUGGAAAGAAUGUCUUCAAACUACGACUAAGGCUGUGCUCUACAUUAUUUCCACUCAAUGAGAGAAUUAGAGAUUUCUUUCUUGAGUAUGACCGGCACAUCCUUCGGACUAGCCCUCCUUGGGGUUCUGAACUCCUAGAGGCCAUUAAUAGCUUGAAGAAUGUUGAAUCUACUGCCUUGUUGCAAUUUCUUCAGCCAAUUCUUAAUAUGCUUCUUCAUUUGAUUGGUGAUGGUGGAGAAACCCUUCAGGUUGCAGCAUUUCGAGCCAUGGUCAAUAUUCUGACACGGGUACAACAAGAGUCCUCUGACGGUGCUGAUCGGAAUCGCUUUCUUGUCAACUAUGUUGAUUAUGCUUUUGAUGACUUCGGCGGUCGGCAAGCACCAGUUUAUCCUGGUUUGUCGACGGUGUGGGGAAGUCUAGCUCGCAGUAAGGCAAAAGGCUACCGUGUUGGGCCAGUUUAUGAUGAUGUUCUGGCAAUGGCAUGGUUCUUCUUGGAGCUUAUUGUGAAGUCAAUGGCACUAGAGCAAAGUCGCCUUUUCUACCACAAUCUUCCACUAGGUGAAGAUAUUCCACCAUUGCAGUUGAAAGAAGGUGUAUUCCGCUGUAUCAUGCAGCUUUAUGAUUGCCUGUUGACGGAGGUUCAUGAACGCUGCAAGAAGGGUUUAAGCUUGGCAAAACGUCUAAACAGCAGUCUUGCCUUCUUUUGUUAUGAUCUGUUGUCAAUCAUUGAGCCACGCCAAGUGUUUGAGCUGGUGUCCUUGUACAUGGACAAAUUUGCUGGGGUCUGCCAAUCUGUGUUGCACGAAUGCAAGCUUACCUUUUUGCAGAUAAUAUGUGAUCACGAUCUUUUUGUGGAAAUGCCAGGGCGAGAUCCUUCAGAUAGAAAUUAUCUCUCAUCUAUUCUUAUUCAAGAGCUUUUCCUCACAUGGGAUCAUGAUGAUUUAUCUCAGCGUGCAAAAGCUGCUCGCAUCUUGGUAGUCCUCAUGUGCAAGCAUGAAUUUGAUUCUCGCUACCAGAAGCGUGAGGAUAAAUUAUAUAUUGCUCAGCUGUACUUUCCUCUUAUCGGACAGAUACUUGAUGAAAUGCCAGUAUUCUAUAAUCUAAAUUCUAUUGAAAAACGUGAAGUGUUGGUUGUCGUUAUGCAAAUCAUAAGGAAUCUAGAUGAUGCCACCCUUGUCAAGGCAUGGCAACAAAGCAUUGCUCGGACCAGAUUAUUUUUCAAACUCCUAGAAGAAUGUCUUAUUCUCUUUGAGCAUAAAAAAGCAGCAGACAGUUUACUCAUGAGCUGCAGUUCUCGUAGCCCUGACACUGAAGGACCUGCUUCUCCAAAGUAUUCUGAUCGACUGUCUCCAGCAAUCAAUACCUAUCUAUCUGAGGCUUCUCGUCAAGAAGUUAGGGUACAGCCUCAUGGAACUCCUGAAAAUGGCUAUUUGUGGAAUAGAGUCAGUCCUCAAUUCAGCUCGCCAAGCCAACCAUAUUCUUUAAGGGAAGCUCUUGCACAGGCUCAAUCUUCUAGAAUCGGAUCUUCAACCAGGGCACUGAGGGAAUCUUUGCAUCCAGUAUUGAGGCAGAAGCUGGAAAUCUGGGAAGAGAAUUUAAGUACCACUAUUAGUCUCCAGGUCUUGGAGAUGACUGAAAAGUUUUCAGUUGCUGCUGCAUCCCAUAGUAUUGCUACUGACUAUGGAAAAUUAGAUUGCAUUACCUCCAUAUUGAUGAGCCUCUUUUCUCGAAAUCAGCCAUUGGCCUUUUGGAAGGCUUUGUGUCCUGUGUUCAAUAAUAUUUUUAAUCUUCAUGGUGCGACACUGAUGGCAAGAGAGAAUGACCGGUUCUUGAAGCAAGUUGCUUUUCAUCUUCUAAGACUUGCAGUAUUCCGUAAUGAUUCCAUCAGGAGAAGGGCUGUUAUUGGAUUGCAAAUACUUAUUAGGAGUUCAUUUUAUUAUUUUGUGCAUACCACACGGUUGAGGGUGAUGUUGACAAUUACCUUGUCAGAGUUGAUGUCUGAUGUACAAGUUACACAAAUGAGGUCAGACGGAUCUCUUGAAGAGAGUGGUGAAGCUAGACGUCUUAGGAAAUCAUUGGAAGAGUUGGCUGAUGAAGAUAGGAGCAGGGAGCUUAUAAGAGACUGUGGCCUCCCUGCCUGUGCACUUGAGGCAGUUUCUGAAGGAUCAACUGAUGACCGUUGGUCUUGGUCAGAAGUCAAACAUUUGUCAGACAGUCUUCUUCAAGCACUUGAUGCAGGAUUAGAGCAUGCCCUGUUGGCUUCUGUUAUGACUAUUGAUAGAUAUGCAGCUGCUGAGAGCUUUUAUAAGCUUGCAAUGGCGUAUGCACCUGUUCCAGAUCUUCACAUUAUGUGGUUACUGCAUUUAUGUGAUGCACAUCAAGAGAUGCAAUCAUGGGCUGAAGCUGCUCAAUGUGCAGUUGCUGUUGCUGGUGUGAUCAUGCAGGCCCUUGUUGGGAGGAAUGAUGCUGUUUGGAGCAGAGAUCAUGUAGCAGCUUUGCGCAAGAUUUGCCCAAUGGUCAGCACUGCAGUGACUGGUGAGGCAUCAGCUGCUGAGGUAGAAGGAUAUGGUGCGUCAAAACUGACUGUGGAUUCUGCUGUGAAGUACUUGCAGCUUGCGAAUAAGCUCUUUUCACAGGCUGAGCUACAUCAUUUUUGUGCGAGCAUCUUGGAACUCAUAAUCCCUGUUUAUAAGAGCAGGAGGUCAUUUGCUCAACUUGCUAAAUGCCACACAUCCCUCACAAACAUCUACGAAUCAAUUUUGGAGCAGGAAGCAAGUCCAAUUCCUUUCACAGAUGCCACUUAUUAUCGGGUUGGAUUUUAUGGUGAUCGUUUUGGUAAGCUAGAUAGGAAAGAAUAUGUAUACAGAGAGCCACGAGAUGUACGUCUAGGUGACAUAAUGGAAAAGCUGAGUCACAUAUAUGAAUCCAGGAUGGAUGCCAAUCACACUCUUCAUAUAAUACCAGAUUCCCGACAAGUAAACGCAGAGGAAUUACAGCCUGGUGUCUGUUACCUGCAGAUAACUGCAGUGGACCCAGUUAUGGAAGAUGAGGAUUUGGGCAGCAGGAGAGAGAGGAUCAUCUCUUUAUCCACUGGAGGUGUAAGAGCUCGGGUUUUUGAUCGUUUUUUAUUUGAUACCCCAUUCACUAAAAAUGGCAAGACGCAAGGUGGAUUAGAAGAUCAAUGGAAGCGACGUACUGUUCUCCAGACAGAGGGCUCCUUUCCUGCACUUGUAAAUCGUCUUGUGGUUACUAAGUCUGAAUCCUUAGAGUUCUCACCAGUAGAGAAUGCUAUCGGAAUGAUUGAAACCAGGACAGCAGCGCUGAGGAAUGAGCUGGAAGAACCUCGUAGCUCAGAAGGAGAUCAAUUACACAGGCUUCAAAGUUUACAGAGAAUACUUCAAGGCAGUGUUGCGGUACAGGUGAAUAGUGGAGUACUUAGCGUCUGCACGGCAUUUCUCUCUGGUGAACCUGCAACCAGGCUUAGGUCACAGGAACUGCAGCAGCUAAUUGCUGCGCUUUUAGAGUUCAUGGCUGUAUGCAAGCGUGCAAUACGUGUCCAUUUUAGAUUGAUUGGGGAAGAAGACCAGGACUUUCAUACUCAGCUCGUGAAUGGUUUUCAAUCCUUAACAGCUGAGCUUUCUCACUAUAUUCCUGCCAUACUAUCAGAGCUCUGAUUGUUGUGCUCUUUGUUAACUUUUGAUGUGGGUUUGUAAUUCCACUGUGUACUAAGGCAGUGUUUAUAUUAUUGUCAAAUAGUUUGGUGUUUUGUAUAUGCUUUGCUUCUAGUCAUUGCCCUUGUACUAACUGUAAUUUUUCAAAAAAAUUCCUCUGUAGCUCUUUUUGAGAGCGUUUUGUAACAUUUUCAUGAGGAAAUGGUUGUGUAAAUUCAGUUACCUUGUCCGUUUA
Messenger RNA from Asparagus officinalis (garden asparagus), 6003 nucleotides. RefSeq names its product guanine nucleotide exchange factor SPIKE 1. The transcript has 31 exons. The record is from RefSeq and is a predicted model, not a curated record. NCBI's taxonomy places the organism in Eukaryota, Viridiplantae, Streptophyta, Magnoliopsida, Asparagales, Asparagaceae. Gene Ontology annotation, biological process: positive regulation of GTPase activity; small GTPase-mediated signal transduction. Bases 249 to 5771 code for a protein of 1840 amino acids. Gene Ontology annotation, molecular function: guanyl-nucleotide exchange factor activity.